Messenger RNA from Cuscuta campestris, 1929 nucleotides. The record is from the annotation of a GenBank genome assembly. NCBI's taxonomy places the organism in Eukaryota, Viridiplantae, Streptophyta, Magnoliopsida, Solanales, Convolvulaceae.
CGAAGGGUCAAAAUAUUCAAAAAGCCAAGAUCUAACCCACAAAGGCAUCCAGAGAGGGUAAUUCCCAAAAUACGCACUUGAAUCCAUAGCCAAAAUUCUUCAAGAAAUCCAAGAAGAAUCAAGAAAAUCUCUGCUAUAACAAUGGUGCGUAUCAAGAUGGCGUUACCCCAAAGAUGGACUGGUAAGGCAAGGUUGCAAAAGAAGAAAUUACAGAGGCCGUCCUGGACAAAGCUAUUCUCAAGAGGUGAAUCAUCCUCAUCCACUGCUGCACAAACUCAAGCGACUACGAAUUCUUCAGCACUACCUCUUAUCUCAGAUGAUGAUGGGCUGUAUCUUCCAAUUCUGCAACCCUCUGAAGUAUUGCGCUUGGAAUAUACGCCAAUAAAUCCAAAGGAAUCCACAAAAAACCCUAACACAAAAGAGGGAAUCUGUGAAGAAGAAGUUCUGGGAGAAAUUCUUGAAGAAAAAGAACCUAUUGUUGCAUGCUCGACAGUCCCCUUUCAAAAUUCUGCAUGCAAUACAGAGGGAGGAGACACAGAAAGGAGAAACAACACUGGACCCACCCAGUGGUCUCUAAGACAAGCCAGAUCCCUUCAUCACACAGAGAAUUCACCAGAAAAGAAAACAGAAGUUCAAGAGUCAAAGAAAAAGGAGAAGAAGAUGAAGCCUCAAUCUGAGUCCAAGAAGAGAAAAGAGAGUGAGGUUUGCCCCUCACCAAAACCUCCAGUCAAGAGAACAAAAUCCACACCAGAUUUUCCAUCUUCUUCUAGACAAGGACGAGAGACCAGAAGCUCAAAGAAUUCACAACCAAGCUGCACUCCAGGGAAGCAAUCUGUCAAACUCUUUCCCUCUAUUGUUGCAAAAUCUCAUUUUUCUGAUGUUGUGAAAAAAUCCAUUAUACCUCAAAGGAAUCUUGAUGUGUCAGACUUUAGCAAGAAAACAAACCUCCUGCCCACACUUAAAUCAAACAAAUUGCUAAAAUUUGUCACUCUCCCUGGCUCACAUGUGAAGAAAGUCAUUCACGAAUUCUAUUGCAAUUUAUCUGAGUCUUGUGUUACCAAAUAUGAUCCCUCCUACCAUAAAGUCUUUUUUCGUGGAAAGCUCUAUGAUUUUUCUCCCUCAGUCAUAAACUCCUUCCUUGGUACUGACCCAAAUCCAGUAAGCACUCCUAUUGAUGAGGAAACUGUGUGGAGUGAUGAUCUCACCAAUGGACUUAGGGACUAUCAACAUGGAAAAUCCAAAGUACCAUCUUCAGUACUGAAAAUUUCAUAUGCUCUCCUUCUAAGAAUUGCUGCUUUUCACUGGAUGCCAACUACUCACACCAACACUGUUCCAUUGUGCAUAGCCACCCUAAUCUACAGAAUCAAAAAAAAUGUUCCUUUUGAUCUUGGUAGGGUUGUAUUUGAUCAGGUGAUGACAUUUGCAGCAGAAAAAUACAAGAAGAACAAGAAUGGUCUUCCAUACCCACUGUUGGUCUACAGCAUACUGAAGAACCAAGGCUUUGAGAAGAAAGAAAAUGAAGAAGAAGAGAUCAUUCCCGCCUUGCUGCAAGUUGAUGCAAGACACCUUGAAGGAAGCCAUUUCAAUGACAUGGCUGCAGCUGGAGCAUCCUCAGCAGCAACACAAAAUCCAGCCUGAGUAGAUUACCAGCUCAGUUUUCUUGAAAAGAAGAUCAAAUCCCUUCAAAUGGAUGCAGAUUAUCAUACUGAAAUUGCUCAAAGGUCAACUGAAAGGAUAAAUGUGCUCAUUCAGAUUGCACAUACCUUGAGGCAAACAAGGAGUGCACAGAGUAAGGGGGAGAGCCUGGCUAAACACAAGGCAGCUGCUGCACAUUUAGACACAGAGGAAGAUGUACAAGGAGACAGUGCAGAAGAGCCUUCAUCAUCAGAAUCAACAGGGGCCACUCAGGAAUCAACAGAUGGUGCCAGU